CCAUGCCACCUGAGCUCCAGCACUGAGCUGCUCAGGACUCAUCCAACAAACACACACAACACUUAAACAGAAGACCUCAAAUAUAACACACAGUCUCCAAAUGUCCAGAAUACACAAUAUAACAACACACGCCAUCAAUAUUCCGAAAUGCCUUCCACAAUCUCCCACAUGUACGUGUAAAAAACAGUAGUUUUUAAAAUGGAGGGCUUUGCUGAUGGCCAUGUUAACCCUGCAGAUUAAGCCGAUCAGAUUAGUUGAGUCAGUCAGAAGCAGCAAGUUUGGCUGUUGUGUUUCAGCGACUAUCAUGGACUGUAAUUAUGUACUUUUAUUCGUGAAUGAUAAGGAACUCAUAUUUCUUCAGCACUGAGGUUUGUUGCAGCUUAUUGACCCCUACACGGGGUUAAGUUGGAGCCAUGAACACAGGCAGCCAGAUCCGUCUGCUGCUCUGGAAGAACUGGACGCUCCGCAAGAGACAAAAGAUUCGCUUCCUGGUUGAGAUUCUGUGGCCUGUGUUUUUAUUCAUUGGACUUGUGUGGCUACGAAAAGCCAAUCCUCUGUAUCGCCAACAUGAAUGUCAUUUUCCCAACAAGGCUAUGCCCUCAACGGGAAUCCUGCCUUGGAUUCAAGGGAUUUUCUGCAAUGCUAAUAACCCAUGUUUUCGCCAUCAAACUCGAGGAGAGUCGCCUGGGGUCGUUUCCAACUACCACAACUCCAUACUGGCACGGUUUUACCAAGAUUCACAGAAGCUGCUGUUCAACGACACUGAGUUCCGUCAGCUCAGCCGUCUGUGGCAUGAAGCCACCAUCUUGAGCAACUUCAUGGAGACACUGCGCACCAAUCCUGCGCUGGUGGCAGGUAAAGGACUGAAGGUAGAGCACAUUCUGAAGGACGAUGAGGGCCUAACGUCAUUCCUGUUGCGGGACGCUGGGCUUUCAGAGGCUGUGGUGUAUGAUCUUACAAAUGCUCAAGUGCGGGUGGAGCAAUUUGCAUAUGGAGUCCCAGAUCUGACUCUGAAAGAGAUCGCCUGCAGUCAGGCUCUUCUGGAGCGAUUCCUCAUCUUCCCCAGUCGUGGAGGGCUGUAUGGGGUCCACAAUGCCAUGUGUGCCCUUUCCCAGCAAAGGCUGCAGAAGAUCGAAGACGUGCUGUAUGCCAACAUAGACUUCAUCAAGCUCUUACGACUGUUGCCCAUGGUGCUGGAUAACCACAUGACCGGGAUAGACCUGCAGUUCUGGGGUCGAGUGCUUUCAGCGUUGUCCGACAAGCUUCAGGAGCUUGCGGAGAGGCCCAGCUCCCAGGACUUGAUGCGGGUCAUGUACUCCAUCUUCCAGUCCGGGGGUCCCUCGUCCUUCAGUCAGCUGAUGUCCACUGUGUCAGAUCUCUUCUGUGGAUACCCAGAGAGUGAGAUCACCCGGGUCUUCUCCUUUAAUUGGUAUGAGGACAACAACUACAAGGCUUUCCUUGGCAUCAACAGCUCCAGAGGACACGACAGCUACACCUAUGACAAGACAGCAACUCCAUUUUGUAAUGCAUUGAUGCAGAACCUAGAGUCGAACCCUCUUACGAAAAUCAUGUGGAAUUCAGUGAAGCCUCUGGUGAUGGGGAAGAUCCUCUACACCCCAGACUCCCCAGCUGUCAGAAAGAUAUUAAAAAGUGCCAACACUACUUUUGAGGAGCUAGAGAGGUUGCAGAAAAUGGCGAAGGUCUGGGAAGAGGUGGGACCGCAGCUCUGGGAAUUCUUUCAGAACAGCGUCCAAAUGAACAUGAUACGGGACACACUUAGAAACCCCACAGUGAUGGACUUUUUGGACAGGCGUCUUAAAGAAACACAGUUCUCCACCAAAGACAUCCUUAACUUUCUGCACAAUGGCCCAGAGCAGGACAGAUAUAUGAACAUGACAAACUUUGACUGGAGAAACGUCUUUGGGCUGGCUGAUCAGGCUAUUCGGAUGUUCAACCAGUACAGUGAGUGCAUAAGUCUGGAUAAGUUUGUGGGUCACAUGGAUGAGAAUCUGAUGACCCAUCAGGCUCUGCACCUGCUGGGGGAGAAUAAGUUCUGGGCAGGUCUGGUCUUCAUAGACAUGUACCCCUGGACCUCAGAACUGCCCCGCCACGUCAAGUUCAAGAUCCGAAUGGACAUUGAUGCAGUGGAACGCACCAACAAAAUCAAAGACAGGUACUGGGACCCUGGCCCAAGGGCAGACCCUGUGGAGGACCAUCGCUACAUUUGGGGUGGUUUUGCCUACCUGCAGGACAUGAUUGAACACGGAAUACUUAAGUUACACACAGGUCAUGACUGGCCUUUAGGUGUUUACCUGCAGCAGAUGCCCUACCCCUGCUAUGUGGAUGACAUGUUCAUGCUGACUCUAAACCGCUGUUUCCCCAUAUUCAUGGUGCUGGCCUGGAUCUACUCAGUGUCCAUGGUAGUGAAGAGCAUCGUGCUGGAGAAGGAGAUGAGGCUGAAGGAGACACUGAAGGCCAUAGGCGUCUCUAAUGGAGUCAUCUGGUACACGUGGUUCAUUGAUAGCUUCCUCAUAAUGGCCACCAGCACUGCUCUGCUGACUGGCAUUAUCAUGGUAGGCAAAGUGCUGAAUUACAGUGAUCCCAUCAUCCUGUUUCUGUUUCUACUCACGUUCACUGUGGCCACUAUUAUGCAGUGUUUCUUGAUGAGUGUGUUCUUCAAUAAGGCCAACUUGGCUGCGGCUUGCAGUGGCAUCAUCUACUUCACCCUCUACCUCCCUCACAUCUUCUGUUUCGCCUGGCAGGAUCGCAUUACCAAGGAAAUGAAGUUAGCUGUGAGCUUUCUGUCUCCAGUGGCCUUUGGUUUUGGGACAGAGUAUCUGUCCCGCUAUGAGGAGCAAGGCCUGGGGUUGCAGUGGGACAAUAUUCGUACAAGUCCUCUAGAGGGUGACGAGUACUCCUUCUUCACUUCCAUUCGCAUGAUGCUAUUGGAUACAGUUGUCUAUGCUUUUUUGGCUUGGUAUCUCGACAAUGUCUUUCCAGGCCAGUAUGGCAUCGGUCGGCCCUUUUAUUUCCCACUGCAGCCCUCUUAUUGGCUGAAGCCGACACCUCAACCCUCACAGAUUCCAGAUCCAGGCCCUGAGAAGCCUGUGGUAAACAAUGUGGAGAAGCAGGAAGAUGUGGAGUAUGGUGACCUUUCACCGGACCACAGGGAAUGCAAUGGUUCCCGCAGCAGCAAACAAUGCAAACACAGGGAGAAACGAGAGAGGAUGGAGAAAGUGAGAGAGCGGGAGGAACAGCUAAAAACGCAGGAAGAGAUUCAACAGGAGGAGAUACAGCCUGUGCACGAUGGGAAUCCAUUCUUUGAGCCAGAGCCGGAAGGUCUGUUAAUAGGAGUGUCAGUGCAGGACUUGGUGAAGGUGUAUUCAAACUCAAGACCUGCAGUGGACUGUCUCAACAUGAACUUCUAUGAGGGCCAGAUCACUUCUUUCCUAGGUCACAACGGGGCAGGAAAGACCACCACCUUGUCCAUAUUAACUGGGUUGUUUCCACCCACUUCUGGAACGGCUUACAUAUAUGGUAAAGACAUUCGUACAGAAAUGGAUGCCAUACGUCAAUCAUUGGGCAUGUGUCCACAGUACAACAUCCUCUUCAAUCACCUGACAGUAGAAGAGCAUAUUCUCUUCUACUCUCUGCUGAAGGGACGUGAUCGCAAGGAGGCCAUGCAGGAGGUUGAGAACAUGCUGGAGGACCUGGGACUGCCUCAUAAACGAGAUGAGGAAGCACAGAACCUCUCUGGGGGUAUGCAGAGGAAGCUGUCUGUGGCGAUGGCUUUUGUGGGUGGUUCUAAGGUAGUGAUACUGGAUGAGCCAACAUCAGGAGUGGAUCCAUACUCCAGACGCUCCAUUUGGGACCUGCUACUCAAGUACCGAACAGGACGCACAAUAAUACUGUCCACUCAUCACAUGGACGAGGCAGACCUGUUGAGUGACAGAGUGGCCAUCAUCUCUAAAGGGAAGCUACACUGCAGUGGCUCUCCCCUCUUUCUGAAGAACUGCUUUGGAGUGGGUUUCUACCUCACGCUGGUGCGUCGCAUGAAAGACCAGCGCAAAAAAGAGAAUGAGUGUGACUGUGCGUCUGAGUGCUCCUGCACCUGCUCCACCUGCACCAGAUAUAAAGAGGAGAGUCAUGCAUUACAGCCUGAGAGAAUACUGGAUGGGAACGUUGAGAGCAUCACUACUCUGAUUCAUCACCAUGUACCUGAGGCGAAGCUGAUUGAAAUGAUUGGUCAGGAGAUGACCUAUCUGCUGCCAAAUAAAGGUUUUAAAUUUCGUGCAUACGCCAGCCUUUUCCGUGAACUGGAGGAAACGUUGGGUGACAUGGGCCUCAGUAGCUUUGGCAUAUCUGACACCUCACUAGAGGAGAUCUUUCUGAAAGUUACAGCGGACGGAGAGGCAGCCAACAGCUCUGUCACACCAGAGCAAUGGAUGCUACAACGGAGGAAAGGCAGAGAGGCUGCGAGUAAUGUUGAAGAUGCUAAUGGUGUAAACCCACUGGAGUCUGACAACAGUGCUGGUAGAGCCUCCAAGCAGGUUAAAGGCUUUAGUCUAGUGCUCAAGCAGUUCCACGCUCUUCUGGUCAAGAGAUAUCACCAUGCCACACGCAGUCACAAAGAUUUUCUUGCACAGAUUGUUUUGCCAGCCAGUUUUGUCCUUAUUGCUUUGAUCUUCACUAUGAUUGUCCCAUCAUUUGGAGAGUAUCCCAGUCUGACCCUCACUCCAUGGAUGUAUGGACCGCAGUUUACCUUCAUCAGUAAUGAGCAGCCAUCACAUCCAAAGAUGAGGCACUUCAUACAGACAUUGCUGAAGGAGCCUGGCAUGGGAACACGCUGCAUGGCAAAUCAGCCUUUGGAGAACCUCUUUACCUGCCUAAACACAACUUCUGAUUGGGAGGUUCCUCCAGUGUCUCCUGAGGUCGAAAACAUCUUAUUGAGUCCCGAGUGGGAUACAAGAAACCCCUCCCCUUCCUGUGAGUGCAGCACUGAUACAAAGCUCACCAUGCUGCCCGUCUGUCAGGCUGGAGCUGGAGGAUUGCCGCCACGCCAGAGGAAAGCACCAACAGGGGACAUUUUGCUCGACAUGACAAACAAAAACAUCUCUGACUACUUAGUGAAGACUUACCCCAAACUCAUCAAGACCAGCUUGAAGAGCAAAUAUUGGGUGAAUGAACAAAGGUAUGGUGGUCUCUCUGUUGGUGGACAACUGCCGAUUCUUGACGUUGAUCCAGAGGAGAUUAGGGCCGUAUUUUCCCAGCUUGGACGGAUGAUGAAUAUUACAGGGGGCCCCUAUUCAAAUUCAGCAAUGAAUGAAUUAGGAACGUUCUUGCAUUACAUGGAGAGUGAGUACAAUGUUAAGGUGUGGUAUAGCAACAAAGGCUGGCAUGCCAUGGUCUCCUUCAUGAACGUAGCAAACAAUGCCAUUCUCCGUGCUUACCUGCCGCCUCACGCCAAUCCAUCAGAGUACGGCAUUACUGCCAUUAACCACCCGCUCAACCUCACCAAAGAGCAGCUCUCGGAGGUCACUGUUCUCACCACAUCAGUGGAUGCAGUGGUGGCCAUUUGCGUCAUCUUUGCCAUGUCCUUCAUCCCAGCCAGCUUCAUCCUCUACCUCAUUCAGGAGCGUGUCACCAAGGCCAAGCAUCUGCAGUUUGUUAGUGGAGUUAGCCCUCUGGUCUACUGGGUCGCCAACUUUUUCUGGGACAUGAUAAACUACUCUAUCAGCACAGCAAUGGUUGUGGGCAUUUUCGUGGGUUUUGAUAAGAAAUGCUACACAUCACCAACCAAUCUGCCAGCGCUGGUCGCUUUGCUUUGUCUCUAUGGGUGGUCAGUGACGCCCAUGAUGUACCCCAUGUCCUACAUUUUCAAUGUCCCCAGCACGGCAUAUGUGUCCCUCUCCUGCAUCAACCUUUUCAUUGGUAUCAACAGUAGUGCCAUCACCUUCAUCUUAGAGCUCUUUGAGAACAACAGGUCUCUGCUAAUGUUUAAUGAGGUGUUGAAGAAGGUGCUACUGGUCUUCCCUCACUUCUGUCUUGGCCGAGGUCUCAUUGAUAUGGCCAUGAACCAGGCUGUGACUGAUGUCUAUGCCCGAUUUGGGGAGGAGUUUUCCAUGGAUCCGUUCAGAUGGAACUUUGUGGGGAAGAAUCUCUUCUGUAUGGCUGUGGAGGGUUUUGUCUAUUUCAUCUUUAAUCUGCUCAUCCAGUACAAUUUUUUUCUUGAUCACUGGGCGUCAGACUAUGGAAAGAGUCCUGUUAAAGAUGAAGAUAAUGAUGUAGCUCAGGAGAGAGAGCGCAUUUAUAAAGGAGGAAACAAGAAUGACAUCCUUCUAAUCCGAGACUUGUCAAAAACAUACAGACGCAGAAAACGACCAGCAGUGGACAAAAUCUGUGUAGGAGUUCCAGCAGGAGAGUGCUUUGGUCUUCUUGGUGUAAAUGGUGCAGGUAAAACCACAACCUUUAAAAUGCUGACCGGAGACACAGAUGUGACCUCAGGGGAGGCGUCAGUAGCUGGAUACAGUAUUCUCACCAAUAUCCUGGAUGUGCACCAGAAUAUGGGCUACUGCCCUCAGUUUGACGCCAUAGACGAGCUGCUGACGGGGAGGGAGCACCUGCACCUGUACGCUCGCCUCCGCGGGAUCCCUGAAUCUGAUAUUAGCAGAGUGGCUGAGUGGGGGAUUCAGAAGCUGGGUCUGUCUGAAUAUGCAGGAAACUGUGCUGGUACCUACAGCGGGGGCAACAAGAGGAAACUGUCAACUGCUAUUGCUAUGAUUGGCUGUCCUCCUCUAGUUCUCCUGGAUGAGCCCACCACAGGAAUGGACCCUCACUCCCGUCGCUUCCUGUGGACCGCUAUUCUGAGUAUCAUCCGUGAUGGGAGGGCAGUCGUUUUGACGUCUCACAGUAUGGAAGAGUGUGAAGCUCUUUGUACACGCUUGGCCAUCAUGGUCAAUGGGACGUUUAAGUGUCUGGGCACAAUCCAGCAUCUGAAAUACAAGUUUGGAGGUGGCUACGUAGUCACGAUGAAGAUCAAAGCUGAAAAAGCAGGCAUACCUCCUGACCUGAUCCCAGCCGAGUCCUUUAUGGAAAGCAGCUUCCCUGGAUGUAUACAGCGAGAAAAACACUACAACACUUUACAAUAUGAAAUCGCCGCCGCCUCACUGGCACGAGUCUUCCAGCUGGUGUUGACCAACAAAGAGAGACUGAACAUUGAGGACUACUCUGUGUCUCAGACCACAUUAGACCAGGUGUUUGUGAGUUUUGCCAAGCAGCAGUCAGGAGAAGAUGAUACUCAGCUCAGAGCAUCAGUGCCGAGACGAGAGACAAAGGUCUUGCCACUAAAAAGAGUUGUGACGAAAAACAGUUAAAAUGAACUCAUAUGCUU
Molecule: messenger RNA, 7390 nt
Organism: Onychostoma macrolepis
Lineage: Eukaryota; Metazoa; Chordata; Actinopteri; Cypriniformes; Cyprinidae
Gene: abca4b
Product: ATP-binding cassette, sub-family A (ABC1), member 4b
Biological process (GO): lipid transport; transmembrane transport
Cellular component (GO): membrane; intracellular membrane-bounded organelle
Molecular function (GO): ATP hydrolysis activity; lipid carrier activity; ABC-type transporter activity
Source: RefSeq, a predicted model, not a curated record